AUGAACAUGGAAGCCGCCAUUGCUCUUUGUCUCUCAAAUCUCGUUCUUCUUGUACAAUCUUCAAUUUUUACUGCAUUAAUUUUCUCUGUUUGGGCUUGCCAUCUUCUUAUAGACGGACGGAAAAUGAAGUAUGUUUUGGUGACUGGAGGAGUGGUUAGCGGUUUGGGGAAAGGAGUGACUGCAAGCAGUAUUGGUCUCAUCCUUAAGGCCUGUGGACUUCGCGUUACUUCCAUCAAAAUUGAUCCCUACUUGAAUACUGAUGCCGGGACAAUGUCGCCUUUUGAGCAUGGAGAAGUGUACGUUUUGGACGAUGGAGGAGAGGUUGACCUUGACCUUGGAAACUAUGAGCGCUUUCUAGAUAUAAAAUUGACGCGCGACAAUAAUAUAACUACUGGAAAAAUUUACCAGUUUGUUAUUGAUAAGGAGAGAAGGGGAGAUUAUCUGGGAACUACUGUUCAGGUUGUACCUCACAUUACAGAUGCCAUCCAAGAGUGGAUUGAACGUGUGGCUCUUAUACCAGUGGAUGGAAAAGAGGGUUCAGCUGAUGUUUGUGUCAUAGAAUUGGGUGGCACUAUUGGCGAUAUCGAGUCAAUGCCCUUCAUUGAGGCUUUGGGACAGUUCUCAUAUCGAGUGGGAGCUGGCAACUUUUGCUUGAUACAUGUUAGCCUUGUGCCUGUUCUGGAUGUUGUUGGUGAGCAGAAAACAAAGCCAACACAGCAUAGUGUUAGAGGGCUACGAAGCCUGGGAUUGAUUCCAAAUAUUUUAGUUUGCCGCAGCACCACGGAACUCGACGUGAAUGUCAAGGAAAAACUUUGCCGUUUUUGCCAUGUUCCGUUAGAGAACAUCAUCACCCUCUAUGAUGUUUCCAACAUUUGGAACGUGCCUUUGCUUUUGCAAGACCAGAAGGCUCAUGAGGCAAUUUUGAAAGCCUUGAACCUCAAAAGUGAUUGUCUCAAACCUGAUUUGGUAGAAUGGACAUCUAGGGCAAAUCUCUGUGAUACGUUGCAUGAGCCUAUCAGAAUUGCCAUGGUUGGAAAGUACACUGGCCUUACAGAUUCUUACCUUUCUGUGCUGAAGGCUCUUUUGCAUGCUUCAGUUGCUUGCCGUCGGAAAUUAUGUAUUAAUUGGGUUCCAUCCAGUGACCUUGAAGAUGCCACUGCAAAAGAGAAUCCCGAUGCCUAUAAAAGCGCUUGGAAUUUGUUGAAGGGGGCUGAUGGUGUACUAGUUCCUGGAGGAUUUGGUGACAGAGGUGUGGAGGGUAAAAUUCUUGCUGCAAAGUAUGCCCGCGAAAACAGGAUCCCUUACUUUGGAAUAUGUCUAGGAAUGCAAAUAGCUGUGAUCGAGUUUGCACGAUCUGUCCUUGGACGACAAGAUGCAAACAGCACAGAGUUUGACCCAGAUACUCAAAACCCUUGUGUUAUAUUUAUGCCAGAGGGUUCAAAAACUCAUAUGGGAGGCACCAUGCGCCUUGGAUCAAGGAGGACAUACUUUCAGAGUACCUCAAGUAUAUCUUAUAGGCUAUAUGGAAACAAAAGCUUUAUUGAUGAGAGACAUCGACACAGAUAUGAGGUAAAUCCGGAUAUGGUUCAGCAACUUGAAGAUGCUGGUCUCUCAUUUACUGGCAAAGAUGAAAGUGGCGAUCGCAUGGAGAUCAUCGAGCUGCCCAGUCAUCCUUACUUUAUUGGCGUUCAAUUUCACCCGGAGUUUAAAUCGAGACCAGGGAAACCAUCUGCUCUUUUCAUAGGACUUAUAGCAGCAGCAUGUGGCCAGCUGGAUACUCUUUUGAAGAAAAGUGCUACAAAGACACGCCGAAUGAGCAAUGGUACCUCAGCAAAAGCACACCUAUAUGAGAAUGCAACUAAGCUAGCGAAUGGCUCUUUAGAUGGCAUUUACUGCAAUUGGAAUGGUUUGCAUGUUUGA
Messenger RNA from Fraxinus pennsylvanica, 1920 nucleotides. The record is from the annotation of a GenBank genome assembly. NCBI's taxonomy places the organism in Eukaryota, Viridiplantae, Streptophyta, Magnoliopsida, Lamiales, Oleaceae.